GGCAUGGCAGACAUUCCUGGUAUUUCUAGUAAAAGCAUAUUCUGAUUUUUAAUCAGGUAUUUUGAACGCGGCGAGAAAGUUAACACCUCCUUUUAUUUUCAUAUUCUUUUACCGUAAUUUGGUUAUCGCACGGGCUCUCUUAAUUUAUCGUUUGCCUUUUCAUUAAUUGGAGGAAUGGAUCACAUGACCUAAGCAUUACCUCUCGUGCAAACGUCAGUCUUUCAAAUGUUCGAAAUUUAAGUUUUAUUUUAAAACAAACCAAAUUAUUGUGCAAGGUUUUAGUGGAGAGUGUGUGUUAUACCGGAAUUUUUUCGUUAAAAUGAAUGAAUAUAGUGGAAAUUCUUCAUGCCGUAAUUUUAUAAUGCUAUCUCGAAAGAUGCAUUUACUUUUCUUACGAUACAUUUUAGGCGGGAGAUUGCGAGCACCCCCAGAAGCUGAUUUGACAUAUUUGAUUUCCACAUUUCAGUAUGGUGCAAAAACGGAUCGAAGAGCUUUACAAAGCAAGUUUAAAAGCUGGGCGAAACGAAUGGUUGUAGAAAAUUAUAAAUUGAAACUUAUAUGUUCUGGUAAGGAAAUAAUUCCCAUAGAAGAUAGUUGUAAAAUUGUGAUGGACAUUCAUUUUCAAGGUCAUCAAUCCAUCAGCCAAGUGAUUCAGCAGAUUCAAGAGAAAUACACUUGGACAAAGAAAAAUUUUGGAAUGGACCGGGUGAUGAUUGUUGAUUUUAUACUAAAGAACUGUAACAAUCUGGAUUGUAUUCGAGCAAUCGAAAGUAACGAAUUUAUGAGAAAUUACCAGCGAGAAGAUUACUUUAAAGAUAUGAUGCUUUCUUCGGACCCUGGUAUUUGCAACAUAUAUAAUCAAAUGCAGCAAGGCUCCGUUUCGAUGGCAAAUCCUUCUACAUUUUAUGGUUUGACAAAAGGUCACCCUUUGUCUUCAAGUUCGAGUGACAUUGAAAAUAGUUUUUCGAGUGAUUUAAAAAUCACUAAUGUGAGAAGCAUUAAACCCGUUCCUGAUAAUUUAGCGAAAGGAACUCUUUCGAAGGGAAUUCCAAAAAACUUUGAAAUUGGUCUGCAGAAAACUACAACUAGCAUCAGGGAAAUGUCAUAUACGAAAUCCGAUGAUAAUAAGCUGAAAACGCAGAAAUCUUUGAGAGUAAUACCGCGAUCAUUUCGAAAACCAAAGAAUAUCAAUGAUUUUAAUGCUCUUUUGAGAGCUGCAGAGCAGUUUUCCAAUUACCCGGCAGUUUUAUAUAACCCGAAAACUAAGUUUUUGGGUAACUUUGGUUUGGUUCCCAAGCGAAUAUGUAGCAAAAAGACUCUUACGAAAGUCGAGAAAGAAAAGAAAAGGAAAAAGAUACAAGACCGGCAGAAUAUGAUAUAUCAUCAAAACAGAAAAAAUCUUCGAGAUCGGAACAAGCUUAACAAAAUAAAGCUGAAAGAAAUGGAGAGGCGAGCCUACUUGGAAAAUUUCAAAAGAAAUUCUGUGGAUAGAUUAUGUAAGAUGGUUUCUAAGAGUUCUUCUGGGACUAUGUCGAACUAUUCAAACAGUGCUAUUAGCAAUAGCACUGAAUCUAAUGAUGUCAUUAGCAGUGCUGAUGAUAGUGAAAUUGAGAUUGUUGAAAUUGUUCCGAAAAUAGAUGGACCGGAAGUUAUAGAUAUCGUAUCAUCUGAUGACGAAAAUAACUUUGAGAAUUGUUCUUUCAAACCCAAAGAUUCGAGUAGGGAUGUAACGAUAUUGACGAAUGGUAAUAAGACAAUGAAUGUAGAAAGUAAUUUGAAAAGAAAUGAAACUAUGAGUUCUCUGAAGAAAUGUAAAGAUGAUGGUUUGAAACCCAACCAGCAAAGCAAGGAUAGUCCCGGAUCAACUAGUAGCACCCUUAAAUCAGAAACUCAAAACAGAUUCUGUUCGAUUUUCAAACAACCAUACCUUCUUCCACCAAAAUCUAAAGGAGAAGUUGCAAUUUUACCGUCCCUACAAUGCCGUCCUCCAUUAUCAAUCCAAAACAAAAUAGCUGGUUCUCUCAACGCUCAGAGUUCCAAUCCAGUAAAAUUAUCGAAAGCCUUUAUGCAAGGCAAAAAAUCUAUUUUGCAGCCUAUUUCGAGUGUGAUGGGGCGUAAAAGUUCUAACAUGCAAAGAUUAUUGACUUCAGGAAUUGCCAACAAGAUUCCUCGUGACAUUAAUGUUUAUUUGGUGAAAAAACAACCGAGUGGUGUGAUUAAAAUGGUUCCUUGCAACAGAGUUGUUACAACUAAUAAUGAAAGUUUACAGUACGUCAAAGAAGCUAGUCCGAUAUCGGUUAUAAAUUCUGGAAGGUGCGUGGAUAUUCCGACUAAGACAAAAUACAGAGCCAUUUUGCCUGUGCCUGACAGAGUUUUGGAGUUGAACCGCCUGAAAGUUUUAGAUGAAAACAAGCUGUUAAUUGAUGAAGAGAUGGCUAAACUGUCAAAGUGGAUUGGAGGCAUGAAAAGUACCGUGGCUCGUACAUAUUUCCAGCUUAAUGUUCAAAAAUCGAAGCAAAGGCUAGAAUCACAUGUGAAUGCUGCUAUUGCCAUAGUGAAAAACAUUCGGAGAAAGCUGUGGGAAAUUGAAAAGCUGGAAGAACAAGUUAAUAGCAUGUCUAAUGAUACAAUUUUAGAACAAAAACAGCAUCAUUAAGCCAGUAGAAUGCCUGAUCUAGGUCUCCUUCGCACAAAUAAGGCAAUCUCGUCCAUCUUACAACUUCAAAACCACAGUCAGAAAACACGGUUUCCGUGAGAGCGGAU
Molecule: messenger RNA, 2763 nt
Organism: Parasteatoda tepidariorum (common house spider)
Lineage: Eukaryota; Metazoa; Arthropoda; Arachnida; Araneae; Theridiidae
Source: RefSeq, a predicted model, not a curated record